Gymnogyps californianus (California condor) is the source of this 1830-nucleotide messenger RNA. RefSeq names its product myosin-8-like. The record is from RefSeq and is a predicted model, not a curated record. Bases 1 to 1767 code for a protein of 588 amino acids. The transcript is spliced from 19 exons. NCBI's taxonomy places the organism in Eukaryota, Metazoa, Chordata, Aves, Accipitriformes, Cathartidae.
AUGCCGGUGCUGCAGGCAAGCUCUUCAGUUAGGACGGGGAGGAAAUGGAUUCUGAAGGUCCAAGGAAAGCGUCGGCCGGCGUGCUGCUUCCAGCUGCAGACGGACACGGAGCGUGCGCGCGCUCCGUUGCAGAGGAGCGCGGCAAUGGUGUCUUGCCAGCGGCAGGAGCAGAACAAGAGGAAGAUGAUGACUCCCCCUGUGAUUCUGAGACGGAUUCUGAAGGUCCAAGGAAAGCGUCGGCCGGCGUGCUGCUUCCAGCUGCAGACGGACACGGAGCGUGCGCGCGCUCCGUUGCAGAGGAGCGCGGCAAUGGUGUCUUGCCAGCGGCAGGAGCAGAACAAGAGGAAGAUGAUGACUCCCCCUGUGAUUCUGAGACGGAUUCUGAAGGUCCAAGGAAAGCGUCGGCCGGCGUGCUGCUUCCAGCUGCAGACGGACACGGAGCGUGCGCGCGCUCCGUUGCAGAGGAGCGCGGCAAUGGUGUCUUGCCAGCGGCAGGAGCAGAACAAGAGGAAGAUGAUGACUCCCCCUUUGAUUCUGAGACGGAUUCUGAAGGUCCAAGGAAAGCGUCGGCCGGCGUGCUGCUUCCAGCUGCAGACGGACACGGAGCGUGCGCGCGCUCCGUUGCAGAGGAGCGCGGCAAUGAAUCAACAAAUCUCAGAAUCUUCUGGAGCAGAGCAAGAGGAAGAUGUUGACUCCUCGUAUGAGAAUGAGGUACUUCCUCUUCUGGAGGUUUCUGCACUGGGGAGAGAAGAGCCUCAGCUAAAGAAGGAUGCUUCAACUCAAGCAGAUUGUCGCGGCGACAGACAGAGAUGGGUCAGGCAGCUGCAGCAGGAGCUUGCCGACGUGCUCAAAAAGAACUCCCUGGCAGAAGCUUCACUUGAAGCUAAGAAGCACUACAGCAGGGACCUGCAGGAACAGAAACUGCAGUUGCAGAAGGAACUGGACAGGUCUAAAGCUAAGCUGCAGGAAUUGAAAGAACGACAUAUCCGGACUGAGUGUUAUGCUGAGUCCCUGAAAAACGCCUUAAAGAAGAAGGAGAGGGAACUAACAACUUCCAGGAACCUGCAGGGCCUUCUGGCCACGUCUUCUGGAACUGCGGCUAUCCCAGAGCUGGAAGAACGCAUGCAACGGCUCCAAGUUGGAAAGGCCAGGCUGGAAGCCACAGCCCAGCAACAAGCCAAGACCAUUGAAGCCCUUCAGAAAGACCUGCAAGCCUCUGCCUCAGCUCGUAACGGCCUGGAGGACUUGAUAACUGGCUUUCAGACAACACGGACUGCAAAGGAACACCAACAUCAGCAGCGUGGGAGUGAAAGCAAGGAAGUGAAGAAGCUGGCCGAGAUGAAAUGCCGAUCAGAAGCGCUUCUGGACGAAAUGCGGGGAAGAAACGUCGCACUGCGGGAAGAACGUACCAGGUUGAAGAUGCUUCUGGAGGCAUCUCGGACAAAGCUGAUGGCAUAUGCGGGGAGAAAGAGAGCAUCCCAGCUCAGUUUCCCGGGAGAGAUGAAGAACAGCUGUUCUCAGGUGGCCAGCGAAGUUGGUAAACUAAGAAGAAAGCAGGUGACGAAUGCAGUCUCGAUGGCCCCCCACCUUACGGAUUUCCACAGAACUGGAGAUGCAGUCGAAAAAACGCAUGCAGCGGGCAAGACAAGACCAGGACCUGUGAGCAAAGUUGUCCGCUUUGCAUGGGACUCGGGAAGAACCGGGGCAGAACCAGGGCUUAACCUCAGAAGUCGUUGGGAGACUAGCAUGUCACAGCUGAAGGUCUAACACAGUUAGCGAUGAGAAGAUGCUGGAGCAGAGGAAGUGCCAGUGCCAGAAAACAAGGAGUGC